CUCGUCCCUUGUUUGGUCCAGUCUGUUCUCACCACGCUGCUGUGUAACGUUUUUUUUCUUACACGAUACCACCAUUGCCUGUGCGUGGCUUGUGCUGUCAUUUCAAACGGAAGUUAGCAUUCUCAUCGACAACUAUUGCCGAAGAAUACGUGAGUACAUUCAAGUUCAAGUUGUCAAAUGGACGAAAGAAAGGUUGCUGAAAAGAAGUAGAAAAUACUAGCCCUCCAACUCUGCAUUAUCCUGAAAGAGCAACUCGUGUUCUGUCCCCUGGCAUAGUGGCUCCGCAUCCCCAUACUAUCCAGUCCUACCCCGGACUUGGCGCAACGACGAUCACAUAAUACCCGAUGUUGCGCUGCAACCCAAGGAAUUGGGACUUCGACAUUGAUCGAUUCCUCAAUCCCUUUGUUCCACCACCUCCUUGGAAAUAUCUACCAUAUCCUAUCUCUCACUUCUUUGGCUACCGCAAGUCGAAGCCACAGAAUGUUGGCAACCUCGUUUCGAUCUUCUGGGCCUGUGUUGGCGUCUUUUGCGGCGUCGCCGUAGUCUCCAUCGUCUCCCGCCAGAUACCGUCCUUCAGAGACCAUGGUGCGCCCAUUAUUGUGGGCAGUUUUGGCGCAGCCGCCGUUUUAGAGUUCUACUCGAUCGAAUCGCCCCUCUCUCAGCCCCGUAAUUCAGUCUUCGGCCAACUCCUCUCCGCCGUCGUAGGGGUAGCGAUCUGCAAGCUGUUCCAGCUGAGCCCGCACUUUGAUUCCAUUCGCUGGCUGGGAGGAGCCUUGUCAUGCGCCUUGGCGACGACCGUAAUGGCGCUUACGAAGACGGUUCACCCCCCUGCUGGCGCGACGGCACUGCUCGCCGUCGUCGAUGACGGUGUCGUACACUUGGGAUGGUUCUUGGUGCCUAUUAUGCUCCUCGGCUGUGCCUUGAUGCUGGUCGUCGCAUUACUCAUUAAUAAUAUUCAGCGGCGCUUCCCACAGUAUUGGUGGUCGCCCGAGGAUGUUCGGCUGCACCGCGUGCCUUGGAGGCGCCAUGUGGGCGAUGUGGAAAGCAAAAAGGAACCAAAACCCGAUGAGGUUGAUGGGCGGAGUAGGAGUGAUUCUACAGUGAGGGAAGAUGCGGUACUGAUUAUGAGACCUGGAGAAGUGCUUGUUCCAGAACACAUGUUCAUCACACCCGAGGAAAAACUGUUCUUAGAAGAAUUGAGUAAUCGGUUGUGA
Colletotrichum scovillei is the source of this 1214-nucleotide messenger RNA. Its product is annotated as HPP family protein. NCBI's taxonomy places the organism in Eukaryota, Fungi, Ascomycota, Sordariomycetes, Glomerellales, Glomerellaceae. Bases 345 to 1214 code for a protein of 289 amino acids. The transcript has 2 exons. The record is from RefSeq and is a predicted model, not a curated record.